Molecule: messenger RNA, 2340 nt
Organism: Pygoscelis adeliae (Adelie penguin)
Lineage: Eukaryota; Metazoa; Chordata; Aves; Sphenisciformes; Spheniscidae
Gene: WASHC1
Product: WAS protein family homolog 1
Exons: 12
Coding region: 408-1838 (476 amino acids)
Biological process (GO): endocytic recycling; exocytosis; Arp2/3 complex-mediated actin nucleation
Cellular component (GO): early endosome; recycling endosome; WASH complex
Molecular function (GO): alpha-tubulin binding; actin binding; gamma-tubulin binding
Source: RefSeq, a predicted model, not a curated record
UGUGGUUCAAAUGUUGAAUGGUUGGACAGCACCUGGAUUUUCCCAGAGGCCUCUUUCAGAAGCAGGGGCUUUUCAUCCCUGGGGAGAGUAGGCUUAUUCUCGACUCUGCUCGCUUCUACAAUGCAGCUUCCAGCAAGGAGUGUGGGAUAGUGCCAGCUGUGGUUGUGGCAUUUCACGUGAUUCAAGCAAAUGUCAGCUAGGAGUUAGCUUGAGAUGACCUAUUUAUUUCAUUUAGGUUGUGCAGCGGGUGUUGCUGGCAGUGAUUUGCAGACCGGAUUGACCUGUCCUGGAGUAGAUGAGAUAAAAAGUGCAGUUCUCUCAACUCAGGAGUUCAUUGGCAAGAAAACUGAAAGCAGAUAAUCCCUAGGAACUACUCUGCAGUCUGGCUUCUGCUAAUACCGGGCACAAUGGCUACCGUAGCCCAGAAGCACUUUUUGGAAGGGCAGACGUACUCAGUUCCCCUGAUCCAACCAGACUUACGCAGGGAGGAGGCUGUUCAGCAGGUGGCAGAUGCACUUCAGUAUCUGCAAAAGGUGUCAGGCGAUAUCUUCAACAGGAUCUCUCAGCGGGUGGAGGCCAGCCGGGCACAGCUUCAGGCAAUCGGUGAGAGAGUCACACUCGCCCAAGCGAAGAUUGAGAAGAUAAAGGGGAGCAAGAAGGCUAUUAAGGUAUUUUCCAGUGCCAAGUAUCCAGCCCCUGAACGACUGCAGGAGUACAGUUCAAUUUUUGCUGGUGCAGAAGACCCAGGUAAACAGAAAUGGCCAAGACACAAGAUUCAGAGCAAACACCGAGUGCUGGAUGAGAAAGCUCUGCAGGAGAAGCUCAAGUAUUUCCCUGUGUGCGUGAGCACCAAAAUUCACCAGGAGGAUGAUGCAGAAGAAGGCCUUGGCAGCCUCCCCAGGAACAUCAGCUCCCUCAGCUCCCUGCUGCUAUUCAACACCACUGAGAACCUGUACAAGAAGUAUGUUUUCCUGGAUCCUCUGGCUGGAGCAGUGACCAAGACCCAUGUGGCUCUGGAAACAGAGACAGAAGAGAAGCUCUUCGAUGCUCCUCUCUCCAUCACCAAAAGGGGACAGCUGGACCGACAGGUAGCUGAAAAUUACUUCUACGUGCCAGAUCUGGGCCAGGUCCCUGAGAUUGAUGUGCCGUCCUACCUGCCAGACCUGCCUGGCAUUGCUGCAGAUCUCAUGUACAGUGCUGAUCUGGGCCCCGGCAUCGCACCAUCUGCCCCUAGCAGUGCUAUUCCAGAGCUGCCCACUUUCAACACUGAGUCAGUGGAGCCUUUGCAACCAGACCUUCAAGACGCUGAGCUAUUGCCGCCUCCUCCACCACCGCCUCCUCCACCACCUCCUGUUAUGCCAACUACUGUGCCUCCUCCGCCGCCCCUGCCCCAGCCCACAGCCCCCUCUGAGCCAGCCCGGACAGCAAGCGAGGAGAGCAGCAAUGCGGUGCCCGCAGCUUCGGUCCAGGGAGCCCCGAAGGAGGUGGUGAACCCCUCUACUGGGCGUGCCAGUCUCCUGGAGUCCAUCCGCCAGGCCGGUGGCAUUGGGAAGGCCAACCUCCGCAGUGUCAAGGAGAGGAAGCUGGAGAAGAAGAAGCAGAAGGAACAAGAGCAAGUGAGAGCAACAGGACAAGGCGGAGAUUUGAUGUCAGACCUCUUCAACAAACUGGUGCUGAGGCGCAAAGGUAUUUCAGGGAAAGGGCCGGGAGCCUCUGGAAAUCCCGAUGCUCCUGGAAGUCCUGCUGGUGCCUUUGCUCGUAUGUCGGACUCAAUACCACCCCUCCCACCGCCACAGCAGCCCACGGGUGAGGAGGAUGAGGAUGACUGGGAGUCAUAGAUGGGGUCAGUUGUGCAUCAGCGUGAAUCCCAGGACUCUUGAACUAAGCACCUUUGAGAGACACCAGCCUGUGGAAGUACCUCCGGGAGGGUGAGCACUGGCGUGGCAGGGGGACCCUGACGUUUCUUCUUGAAGAAAGCGGGAGCAACAGGAGCUAACCGCUGCUGAGGUUAUAGUUACCAAUGAGGGUUUUUCUUCUGCUGUCUGCUAUUCUCCACCCCAAAUACUACAUUCCAUCUCAAAUGCUGCUGCUGUGACUGGUGGCGACUGCAAAAGCAUUUCUUGCAGGCAAACAGCCCUUGCCUCAUUUGUCUCCUUGUGGCUUGCUUGCUGAAGCUCCUGUUUGCUUGGUUGUUGCUAGAAGAGAAAAUGCGAGUGUGUGUGUGUCCCUUCAUGGAGGUUUAAUUCCUGGUGCCUCUGCACACGGUGGUUUCUCUCUCCACCUGGCUUAUGGUAAUUCUUUGCCUGUUGCUGCCUGAAAAAUGUCAAUAAAGUUGAAGGA